This is a messenger RNA of Halteromyces radiatus, 1324 nucleotides long. RefSeq names its product putative methyltransferase-domain-containing protein. The transcript is spliced from 3 exons. The coding region runs from base 36 to 1046 and encodes 336 amino acids. NCBI's taxonomy places the organism in Eukaryota, Fungi, Mucoromycota, Mucoromycetes, Mucorales, Cunninghamellaceae. The record is from RefSeq and is a predicted model, not a curated record.
UGUUAACUGAUAAUUCUUUUCUUUUCUUUUUUUUUAUGUCAUUACUUGUGUUACCUUAUGAAAUACUUGAAACCAUUCAAAAUCAAGUAACGAAUAUUAAUAUCCAUCGUAAAAAUGGUGAUACCAAUACAAUGGGCAAGAUAAUGACAGAUAUGCUUCAAACAGUGGAUGGAUUAGUAUCAAGAUCAUAUGAUCAAUAUAUCGACUUGGAAGUGUUGCCUGAUGGAUUAGAAACUAAUUUCCCUGAUCGGGUGACUUGGAGAGAUAUCAGCAGAGCAAAUCAAUUAGUGGGAUCUACUUUGGUAAGAAUGGUUUCUGGUGAAUUAAUGGCUAACGAUGAACAAGAUGAUGAACGAAUGGAAAUGGCUGCAAGAUUAUUGGCUCAUUUAUCUGGUAGAGGAGCUGCUGGUGCUUUGACAAGAACUUGGCACUUUCCUUUCCUUGAUGCUAAUGGUGAUUUGAACCAACUUCAAAUUAAACUUCAUGAACCAAGUUAUAUAGGAAAUGAUAUUGGUUUCAAAACUUGGGGUGCUGCUCCUUUAUUAGCAAAGAAACUCUUGCAACAAAAUAUCAUACCUGACAUACAACAUCGAGAAGUACUUGAACUUGGUACAGGAACUGGACUUGUUGGACUUGUAUGUGAAAAGUUAAAAGAUGGAUUAGGCAAAGUGACGGUAACUGAUUAUCAUCCAAGUGUCUUAAAAAACGUGGCUAUCAAUGUGGAACUCAAUCAUUCUACUUGUCAAGUAUCAAAACUGGACUUUAUUCAGGUGGCAACCUCUAUAGAAGAAACGGAAUGGAACAAUAGGACAUUUAGUAUAGUGAUUGCCAGUGAUCUGCUUUAUGAAAUGGAACACGCGGAAUAUUUACCUGUGGCAGUGGAAAAACUUAUGGAAAACGAUUUUUAUUUUAUGAUUCCUUUACGUGAUACUCAUUGGAAAGAAGUGAAUCGAUUUGAAGAAAAAAUGAUACAAGUGGGACUAAUACAACGGAUGGUUGAAGACAAGGAAAUUCAAGAAGAUGAAGGCAUUGUUAGAUAUAGGUAAACGCACAAAUAUGUAUACAUACAUACAGAUAUAGAUAAACAAAUAAUAACACUAAACUACACAUAUAAUAUAUACUAAGCACUAAACACUUUUUUUUGAUCUUCUUAAUUUAGAUACUAUGAAUAUUCAAGAAAAGCAGUAGUAUAAGGGUCAGCCCGUGAUCCUGAUCACAAGGUUUGUACCAAAUAAGUGUUCUCGUGGGCAAACUGUUAUUUGGUACAAACCUUUAUAGUUUUUUAGUACGUCAUAGGAUAGAAGCUCUCACUCCACUUCCCUCG